GCUCGGGGGAGCUGGGGCUGGCCAUCGGGGGCGGGGCUGACUAUGGCGAGUUCCCGUUCGUCACGGCCGCCCCCGGGGGCGGACCCACGGUGGGCGACAUCAUCCUGGAGAUUGGAGGGACACCUGUGUUGGGAAUGACCCUCGGUGAUGUCAGAGGAGUCCUGAACUCCUGUCCUCAUCCAAUCAGAAUCAAGACUGUCUCACCAGGUUCAUCUCUGUGUAAAGACCUCAGGUUGUACCUCAGUAAGUGUUUCACGCCGGGCUCCAUGGACAGUCAGCUGCAGCAGCUCAUCAGGGAGAACCUGUACCUGCGCGCCGUGCCCUGUACGACCAGGCAGCCUCGAGAUGGAGAGAUUUCAGGUGUGGACUACAACUUUGUCUCCAUCGAGGAAUUUUUCUCUCUGGAGGAGUCCGGAGCUCUGCUGGAGAGCGGCAAAUUCAAAGGGAAUUAUUAUGGGACGCCCCGCCCCGUCCACAUUGGCCCAGAGAGUCCACCAAUCACAUACCAGGAACAUCGAAACCUGCUGAGGAACUUCAGGACAAGGAGCAAGUCUCUGAGUAACCUGGAGAAAGCUGUGGAGGAAGGGGACAACAGUGAGGAGGACAGCGGGCUGACGGGAUCAGCUGGAGCCCCGCCCACAACCCUGCCUCUCAGCCAGUCAUGGGAGUCCGCGGUAGGAAUGGAGAAUGGAGGAGGGGGAAGAGGAGUAGGGAGGGGAAGAGCGGGAGUGGGAGGUCCGCUGCCGGAAAACUGGGAGCUGGCCUACAGUGAUUCAGGGGAGCCGUAUUACAUCGACCAUAAUUCAAAGACGACCAGCUGGCUGGAUCCUCGAACUCAGAACAAAGAGACGACGUCUUCUACAGAACUCCCAGAGUUCACCGACCAGCCCAGUCAGCUGAAGGGCUACUCCAUCCACACUCGGCUCUCUAAAGGUCCUCGAGGUUUCGGCUUCAACAUAGUUGGAGGAAGUCGACCCCGAGAGUUUCUGCAGGUGUACAGCGUCACACCUGGAGGACCGCCUGCUCUCAACACAGCGGACAUCCUGGUCUACAUCAACGACACCUGUGUGCUGGGUCGCUCUCACAAAGAAGUGGUGGAGAUGCUGAAGUCGGUACCGAUGGGUCAAAGCGUGGAUGUGGUGCUGAGGAGAGGAUACCCGAUGCUUUAUAACCCCGAUGGCUGUCCCAAACAGAGCCUGGAGACGCAGCCGCAGACCCCCAGCGAGUCCGGCAACCUGAGCCGAGGCCUGACGCACCUCACCUACAGCCGCACUCUGGACGCCAACGGCAGCACGCCAGGCCUGGCACAAACCCCGCCCUCUUAUGCCACUCAGCCAAUGACAAAUGGACUCACGGGCCCACCCACCCCCACGUCUUCUGAUACCCCACUGGGUCCACCACACCCAGCGGAGAGGACGCUUACCAAUCACAGUGACUCUGAUGGCGGCCUAUCCAAUGCAGGAACUCGAAGGUCUUCUCUGAUUCGCUACAACAGCAACACUCUCCCCGCCCUCUCUUCCACUUCCCUUCUCCAACAUCAGAGCUCCAAGUCCUCAGAGAGUGACCUGUCCACGUCCACGCUCCCCAUAUCCUCCUCCACGCUCCCCAUCACUUCUUCAUCCUCACACACUCUUACGAAACUUGCACUCUCUCAGCCCGAGACGGGCCUCCUCCAAAACUCCACCAGUUCCAGCAGCACAAACAACACCCCCUCCUCUUCUACACCUCCUGGUCCGCCUGUGCAUCGCCCACUGAUGCCUCAGACCUCCCUCGCUCUGACCCCACCCAGAGACAUCCCACCCUGUGGCUUUAACGGGUGCCCGGCCAAUCACCAAGCACCCUCCACAGCAUCCAGAGGAAACCCCGGAUUGGUGCUCCCCCUUGGAGCCGGGUCCCCGGGGACAGCCCACGGCGGGGAGCUCGUGCCGGUGGCUCUCAGCCGCAGUGAGAGCGGGGGACUGGGGUUCAGUGUGACAGCAGGGGGAAAUGGGGGUCAACAGCCAGUAGUCAGGCGGGUUUGGGAUCGGAGGCAGUGCCUGUCGCUGCAGUCAGGAGACAUUAUAGUGAAGAUCAAUGGAGCAGACGUCCAAAGCUUCAGCUUCUCCCAGGUGCAGAGAGUGCUGCAGGAACACACCAAGCAGGGAGAGGUUGUACUUCUGGUCUACAGAGGAGCUCCCGUAUCCUCCCCAGUCGUCACCCCCAACAUCUACAAACGCCUCAUCAUCCCGCACGGAAUGACCGGCCCUUCCUCCUCCCACCCCAACACUUCAGCCGACAUGCCUUCCCCGUCCACGGGUGCCUUGGUGGGGGGUAUUCCCCCACUCAGCCAGGCUGGUUUGGCCCUUGAGAGUCCCCAGGAGGGGCAACUACCAGCAGCAGGGAACCACCAAGGUGCCCCUCCUGCCCAGACGCCUAACGGACCUCCAGCCUCGGCCCUCAUCCAGAGCACUAGCUUCCUGGACUCAGUUCCUGUGACGCUGACCUUAGAGCCACGUGACUUGUUGGGCGUGGAGGAGAGCGCCGGCGGACCUCCUGCACUCAGAGAGGGCGGACUAGGAGCCGUUCCUAAGGAUGGAAGAGGAGGAGGAGUAAAGUCAGUGGAUGUGGAGCUGAGGAGGCGACAAGGAGAAGGCUUUGGAUUUGUUAUCGCCUCUCAGGAAGUGAGUGGAGCCCCAUCGCUGAUGUCUCACCGGUUCGUGACGGUGCGUCGUGGCAGCCCGGCGGCUCGCAGUGGGCAGAUCCAGCCCGGAGACCAGCUGGAGGCGGUGGAGGGUCGGCCGGUCGCAGGUCUACAGCACCGAGACCUGGCCCAGAUCCUGAGGAGAGCCGGGAACACACUGAGGCUGAGCAUCACUCCUCGACACCAUUCCUCUUCCCUGACCGAAGCCGCAGAUCUGGACAUAGAUGGUCGGAUGAUAAAAGGACCCAGAGGGAGGUCAAAGCAGGAGGAGUCAAAGUUCUACAGCGUGGACCUGGAGCGAGGUCCUACGGGUUUUGGUUUUUCUCUGAGGGGAGGCAGUGAAUACAACAUGGGACUGUAUGUACUCGGGCUGAUGGACGGGGGGCCAGCCCAGCGCAGCAACAAGAUACAGGUGUCCGACCAGCUGGUGGAGAUAAAUGGAGACAGUACAGCAGGAAUGACUCACAGUCAGGCCGUUGAGCAGAUCAGAAGAGGAGGACAUCGAAUCCACCUCGUCCUCAAGAAGGGAAACGGAUACGUGCCCGACUACGGCCCUGAGGAAGGAGCCCUCUCCCCCUCCUCCUCUUCACACACCGAGGAGCUGGAUGUGGAUACGAUAACCAUGACAACUGCCUCCCUCAGCCAGGAAAUGAGACGAGGAAGUGGUGCGGGAGAAGGAGAGAGGAGGAGGAGAGAGAGAGAAACCAAAAGAAGAACAGGAGGAUUAGGAUUAGGGCCUCCUGCUCUGGACCUGGACAUAGUGGAGGAGGAAGCACGGGUGCUGGAGAGGAGAUGGCAAGAGGAGGAGCAAAGGGAGGAGAGGAAGAGAAGAAGUCAGACUGUCAGGCAGAUGAAGCAGGAUGACCUCAAGGAGCAGGGGAGGAGGAGCAGGAGCUUACCCAGGAGUGAUGCCCACCUCAGGGACUCACCUCUGUCAGAGGAGUCCAGAAGAGGAGGGGGAGAGCGGGAGAGGAGAGAGGAGAGAAACAGCAGCACCAACCGCCGUGCAAAGCAUGCUGGGAACUCGGCUGCAUCUCAGAAGGCAGCGUUCUCCUUCCUCAUGCCAUUGGACGAUGACAGACAUCUUUCCGACAGCGAAUCAACAUCCAGUUUUUCGGAGAUGCACCUAUCUGCAGCAAGCAUCGCCACUGCUGGCUCGAGGGAGGAGUCUGAUUGGAGGAGAGCUGAGUUGCCGUUGCAAGAUGGAAACGGCCCGGGCCCUUGGCUGAAGCCGAGCACGCAGAGACUGACGCGGGUGCUGACGAGCAGUCAGAUCCGUGGGCGGGGACUAGCGGGUGGGCUCUCUCUCUGAUUGGCCAGCUGUGAGGGCAUUCUCCUCUUUUAUUUGCUGAUUUUUUUUUUUAUUGGCUACUUAUCAAGGGCUUUUUUGAUUGGCCUGCUGGAGAAGACACACCUCCGUCUGUGUCCAACUGGAUGACCACAGAAAACUCUGUUUGUAAUUGGCUGGUGGGUGACAUAACAGCUACACAGACCUGCCGAACCAACACCUUUAAUAUUACCCAUCAUGCCUCAGUACAUCCUGAGACCUGUAUCAUAAAGCUAUAUCAGGCCGCCAUCGCCUGUCAGACAAUUUCAACCCUCCACUUAUUUUAUCUUCCUCUCGGGAUUCUAUUUUACUUCGACUUGAUUCGAGUAACAUCCUAAUACGGGUUAGGGUUAGAUUACAGCGAUUGAAACAUUCACCAAAUCACCCGAGCUGCCUGUGGACAGCUGAACUCUUUGUGAUACAGGCUCCUGGUCUGCAGACCUGAUGUGACGUUUCCGUGUGAAACAUCACGUCUGCGUUUCAUGGCUUCAUCACGACCAUCUUCACUCGCAUCCUUCCAACUUCAAAAUGGUAUGCAAACAACAUCCGAACCGAACAACGGCGCUGUUUCGUGAUUCUCUCUGUGUAAUCUGAGCAUGUGAAUAUUACUGGAAUGAUUUUUUUAUUUUUAUAAACGUGUAACAAAAUUAUUAUUAUAACGAUAUUAGAGAUUAAAUAGAUCCAGAGAUGAUUUGAUUUGCCUGCUUGCUUGUAAAAAUGAAAGGAAAAUAACCUGAUGAUGUAACAGAGCCAUACACACGCACACACACACAUACAGAUGUCAGGUCCAGCUGUGGUCCUGUCGGCUGUCGAGGAACAUAACAUCACCAUGGCAACAUGGCCUGUCUCUAUAGCGACAGCCGCGGAGGAGCAGGACGACCUGCAGCUUUGGAUCAUAACAAGUGCCUCGUUUUGUUUCAGCCUUCGUCCUGCAGACUGUCGCUUCGCAGAAGCUGCAGGCAGAGACGCACGCCGUCACUUCCUGCAACACGUCAAACAACGCCAAGACCUUUCAGACACCAAAAUAUCCCAUCAUGCAACCGCCAAUACUGACUUUAAUGCUUUUUAUAAUUGAGACAUACUUGAGCUAAGAAUCAGUUUGUGUGCCACAAAAUCAAAACGACCCCUCAUGUUAUCUGAAUGUGUCUUCGCCUUAACUCCAGAGGUCCCAAAAUUAGGGCGGCAACUAAUUAUUUUCACUACCGAGUAAUCUUCAUUGAUUUUUUUUCCCUUAUAAGAUGUCAGAAAAUAGUCAAAAGAUUGUGCUGUAACUUGUCCAACCCAUAAAUGCAUCUUCAGAGGCCUUUUAUGGGUUUUCUUGUUGAAAGAUGUUUAAUUUACAUCAAGUGAAUCAAAGGAAAUCAUUAAAUCUUGACUUCUUUUCUUCAGGCUUCAGAAAAUCUGGCAUUUUACCAACUAAUUAAAUUUAUCGAUUGAUUUUGUAGCUCUGUUUAAAACAACAGGAACAAAAUUUACACAGACCUCAUCUGUAAUCUAUAAAAUCCCAAAGUUAAAUUAAAUAUAAAUGGGUAUAUCAGAUAUCUGCACCCUUAAGACAUUUGUUAAGAGUGUGGAAAUAGUUCUGUCAUUUUAUAGACAAAUCAAUGAGAAGCAACAGUACAGCCCUGUGUUUGCCAUUUGGACUGAGGGUUGGUGUGCACUACAGAGAUGUAAAUAAUAUUAAAUUAACAGAUAAAACCAAAACACUGAUUAAUGUCCACAGGAUAAUGUGCAGUGACGUGAUGUGAGACUGUCAGUGCAUUACCACAUGCAUGACGUUCAGAGAAUUUCAGCCUAGAAGUUCAAGUUGAAUAGUGCAAACAAUCACGCACACGUCUCCGCUGAAUCGAAAUAGCAGAAGAAACAGUGUCUAGAUUUUUCUUUUUGUUGUUCACGUAGCAGGUUUUUUAAGCCACAUUUAAAAUGUUUAUUUUAAAGAGUUAUUCACGCGAGAGUACUUUAUUUAAACAACUAAUAACGCUAACAACAUGGUAAGGCUCCUUUUAAGGAGGACCUAUUCUGCCUUCCCUGAGGUCUCGUAACAAACCAAAGUAUUAAACAUGUCGAAGUAAAACAUGAAAGCCAAAAAAUAUUUAGAAAUUAGUAAAAUUAUUUAUAACAAAUAUUUUGUUUCUAUUUUCACAAUAAAAUUGGCCAAUCACACGGAAGUGGCUGUACAAAGGAACAGUGUAAGAUCGGUAAAAGAAAACUAUAAAUCAUGCUACGCUACGUUAGCUGAGUUCCCGAAUAAAGACCAAGAGCUGGAAAUGAGCAGAAUAGGUCUCCUUUCAGAAUCACACCGAAGAAAUGUAAAGUUUUUAAAAUAAAAGAUUAUAUGAUGUAAAAAUAAUAAAAUGCUCACUGCUCUCUGCGGACAAACUGCAGAACAGUGUUUUCACACCUUA
Messenger RNA from Pundamilia nyererei, 6412 nucleotides. RefSeq names its product membrane-associated guanylate kinase, WW and PDZ domain-containing protein 1-like. Lineage: Eukaryota; Metazoa; Chordata; Actinopteri; Cichliformes; Cichlidae. Gene Ontology annotation, biological process: signal transduction. The transcript has 19 exons. Gene Ontology annotation, cellular component: cell-cell junction; cytoplasm. Gene Ontology annotation, molecular function: protein binding. The record is from RefSeq and is a predicted model, not a curated record. Bases 135 to 3992 code for a protein of 1285 amino acids.